Molecule: messenger RNA, 1474 nt
Organism: Motacilla alba alba
Lineage: Eukaryota; Metazoa; Chordata; Aves; Passeriformes; Motacillidae
Gene: SBDS
Product: SBDS ribosome maturation factor
Exons: 5
Coding region: 46-798 (250 amino acids)
Biological process (GO): cytosolic ribosome assembly; ribosome biogenesis
Source: RefSeq, a predicted model, not a curated record
AUUCACUGCCGGGCCGGGCCGGGGGCGGAGCGGGCGGCCGCCGCCAUGUCCAUCUUCACCCCCACCAACCAGAUCCGCCUCACCAAUGUGGCCGUGGUGCGGGCACGGCGCGCCGGGAAGCGCUUCGAAAUCGCCUGUUACCGCAACAAGGUCAUGGGCUGGCGCAGCGGAGCGGAGAAGGAUCUCGACGAGGUCCUGCAGACACACACAGUGUUUGUCAAUGUCUCCAAAGGCCAGGUGGCAAAGAAGGAAGAUCUGGUUAAAGCAUUUGGAACAGAUGACCAGACAGAAAUCUGUAAGAUGAUUUUGUCCAAAGGGGAGCUGCAGGUGUCGGACAAGGAGCGGCACACGCAGCUGGAGCAAAUGUUCCGAGACAUCGCCACCAUCGUGGCUGACAAGUGCGUGAACCCUGAGACCAAGCGGCCCUACACAGUGAUCCUCAUCGAAAGGGCCAUGAAGGACAUCCACUACUCUGUCAAACCCAACAAGAGCACAAAGCAGCAGGCCCUGGAAGUGAUCAGGCAGCUGAAGGAGACCAUGCAGAUUGAACGUGCUCACAUGAGGCUGAGGUUUAUCCUGCCAGCAAAGGAGGGCAAGAAACUGAAAGAGAAGCUCAAGCCACUGAUUAAAGUUACUGAGAGUGAAGACUUCCAGGAACAGCUGGAAAUGGUGUGCCUUAUUGACCCAGGCUGCUUCAGGGAGAUCGACGAGCUGAUCCGCAGUGAGACAAAAGGGAAAGGAUCCCUGGAAGUGCUCAGUCUGAAGGAUGUGGAGGAAGGAGAUGAAAAGCUUGAAUAACAAAGUCUUCCUGCAGCAGAUCUGCUCCAACAACCUCCCUGCAGUGACUGGUGUAGCCACUCUUCUGUUAUGCCUUCAUGGUUUUUUCCAGUCUCUUGCUGCCAAAUAUUUUCUGACACUAAUCCUUUGGGAUUUUUCCAUGCAGUGUGGGUUGGGGUUUUUUUCAUCAUUUUACACUUGCUUGGUUUACAGAUGUCUUUGCCUGUAAGAAGAUUUUGUGUCAGAGUUGCACUAAUAAGGACUGAGUUAGGGUGUGGUAGGAGGUUACUCUGGCUUUGCUCUAGUUUCAGGGUUGCUGUUGAAGAGUGUUUGAGUGAUUUGGUGCCAAUUGUUUGUACCUUCAGGUUGUCAGUGUUGGGUGGGAGAUUGCACUGGUCACUGAGGAGUGGCUUUGUAUGUGAGGAGAGGGACUUUAAGAAAAGAGAGCUGCAUUUUCACUUCUAAAAAGGUGCGGUGUGGAUCAGGUCUAAAAAUCAGUCUCUUGGCAGCGUGAAAACUGACUUAGGCUUCCAUAAUUGGCUACUUGGUAAUUAAAGUACUUCAAAGGACCAUUCAUAAAGAAUUCCUUCACUGGCUAUAGCAGCACUUGCUGACGUAGAGAUGAUGUUCUCCAAAUAACUUAUUUGUAGAAUAUAUUUAGCUACAUUAAUAAAAACAUACGUUUAAUAAAAACAAA